This is a messenger RNA of Antechinus flavipes (yellow-footed antechinus), 4072 nucleotides long. RefSeq names its product adaptor related protein complex 1 subunit gamma 1 (gene AP1G1). The coding region runs from base 364 to 2826 and encodes 820 amino acids. Gene Ontology annotation, cellular component: Golgi apparatus; AP-1 adaptor complex; membrane coat. The transcript is spliced from 23 exons. The record is from RefSeq and is a predicted model, not a curated record. Lineage: Eukaryota; Metazoa; Chordata; Mammalia; Dasyuromorphia; Dasyuridae. Gene Ontology annotation, biological process: Golgi to vacuole transport; intracellular protein transport; receptor-mediated endocytosis. Gene Ontology annotation, molecular function: clathrin-cargo adaptor activity.
CUCUCGUCAUCAGUGACAGCCCCGAGUCGUGCUUCGUUUUGCGCCUCCUGUCCAGAUGCUGUCACUUCCACCGUGGCAAAUAGUCCUGGGAGGGAGUGGGGUUCCGGAGCGCUAACGGAGCGGCGGGGGCGCCGAAGGCUGCUUGCCGGGGCCCUGGGCAAAGGUGCGGAGGACGUUGGGGCCCUCCCGGCCGCGGUGGGAGCGGGUGAAGCUGAUUAAAGCCCUGCUGCCCGGCACGGAUCCCUCCGCCGCCUGUCGCGGUGCUGAGGCCGAGGGAGCCGCCAUUUUGGAUGUUCGGUUCCUGCUGCCACUGCUGCCGCCGCCCCCGGAGCUGCCGGUUUGACUCGAGGUUUCGGGCCGAGGAUGCCAGCCCCCAUAAGGCUUCGGGAGCUGAUCCGGACCAUCCGGACAGCCCGAACCCAAGCAGAAGAACGAGAAAUGAUCCAGAAAGAAUGUGCUGCCAUCCGGUCAUCUUUUAGAGAAGAAGACAAUACGUACCGCUGUCGGAAUGUUGCAAAAUUGCUCUACAUGCACAUGCUGGGCUACCCUGCACAUUUUGGUCAGUUGGAGUGCCUCAAGCUUAUUGCUUCUCAAAAAUUCACAGACAAAAGAAUCGGCUACCUAGGGGCCAUGCUGCUGCUAGACGAGAGACAGGACGUACAUCUUCUAAUGACCAACUGCAUCAAGAAUGAUCUUAAUCAUAGCACACAGUAUGUGCAGGGGCUGGCACUCUGCACUCUUGGCUGUAUGGGUUCCUCAGAAAUGUGUCGAGACCUUGCAGGAGAAGUAGAGAAACUUCUUAAAACUUCCAAUUCAUACUUAAGAAAAAAGGCAGCACUUUGUGCUGUACAUGUCAUCAGGAAGGUACCUGAGCUUAUGGAGAUGUUUUUGCCAGCCACAAAAAACUUACUGAAUGAAAAGAACCAUGGUGUCCUUCACACAUCUGUUGUCCUGCUCACAGAGAUGUGUGAGAGAAGCCCAGACAUGCUGGCACAUUUCCGAAAGCUUGUACCACAGUUAGUUCGUAUUCUAAAGAACCUUAUCAUGUCUGGAUAUUCACCAGAGCAUGACGUGUCUGGGAUCAGUGACCCCUUCUUACAGGUGCGAAUCCUGCGGUUACUAAGAAUUCUAGGACGAAAUGAUGAUGACUCAAGUGAAGCAAUGAAUGAUAUAUUGGCACAGGUUGCCACCAAUACGGAGACUAGUAAAAAUGUAGGAAACGCUAUUCUCUAUGAAACGGUUUUGACUAUUAUGGACAUCAAGUCAGAGAGUGGACUAAGAGUAUUAGCCAUAAAUAUCCUGGGUCGUUUCUUAUUGAACAAUGACAAAAAUAUUAGGUAUGUAGCUCUAACAUCAUUGUUGAAGACAGUGCAGACAGAUCAUAAUGCAGUACAGAGACAUCGAAGCACCAUUGUGGACUGCCUGAAGGAUCUUGAUGUCUCAAUUAAACGGCGUGCAAUGGAAUUAAGUUUUGCUCUGGUAAAUGGAAAUAAUAUUCGUGGUAUGAUGAAGGAAUUGCUAUAUUUUUUGGAUUCUUGUGAGCCAGAAUUUAAGGCAGAUUGUGCAUCUGGGAUCUUCCUUGCUGCAGAAAAGUAUGCACCUUCUAAACGAUGGCACAUAGACACAAUUAUGCGUGUUCUAACAACGGCAGGGAGUUAUGUCCGUGAUGAUGCUGUCCCCAACUUGAUUCAGCUGAUAACCAAUAGUGUAGAGAUGCAUGCCUACACUGUUCAGCGCCUCUACAAAGCCAUUCUUGGUGAUUAUUCCCAACAACCUUUGGUGCAAGUAGCUGCCUGGUGUAUAGGUGAAUAUGGAGACCUGCUAGUAUCUGGUCAAUGUGAAGAGGAAGAGCCCAUUCAGGUUACAGAGGAUGAAGUACUUGAUAUCUUGGAAAGUGUUCUCAUCUCUAACAUGUCUACAUCUGUUACCCGGGGUUAUGCUCUCACUGCCAUCAUGAAGCUCUCAACGCGAUUCAGCUGUACUGUUAAUCGAAUUAAGAAAGUAGUGUCCAUCUAUGGAAGCAGCAUUGAUGUGGAGCUCCAGCAGAGGGCAGUAGAGUACAAUGCACUUUUCAAGAAAUAUGACCACAUGAGGUCAGCCCUGCUUGAGAGAAUGCCAGUCAUGGAAAAGGUAACUACAAAUGGCCCCACUGAUAUUGUACAGACAAAUGGAGAGACAGAACCAGCGCCACUAGAAACAAAACCUCCACCUUCUGGGCCGCAGCCAGCCAGUCAGGCUAAUGAUUUAUUAGAUUUGUUGGGAGGAAAUGAUAUAACACCCAUUAUUCCAACUGUACCUACAAGCAAACCAGCUUCUGCUGGUGGAGAGCUUCUUGAUUUACUAGGAGACCUCAAUCUGACAGGUGCUCCACCUUCUGCUCCUGCCUCAGUCCCUCAGUUAUCACAGCCUCCCUUCCUCUUGGAUGGGCUUUCAUCACAGCCUCUCUUCAAUGAUAUUGCUUCAGGUAUCCCCUCCAUCACGGCAUACAGUAAGAAUGGUUUAAAGAUAGAAUUCACCUUUGAAAGGUCCAACACUAACCCCAGUGUCACAGUUAUCACGAUACAGGCCUCCAACAGCACAGAAUUGGACAUGACAGACUUUGUUUUCCAAGCUGCAGUACCAAAGACAUUCCAGCUGCAGCUUUUGUCUCCUAGCAGCAGCAUUGUCCCAGCAUUUAAUACUGGGACCAUCACACAAGUCAUUAAAGUUCUGAACCCACAGAAGCAACAACUCCGAAUGAGGAUCAAGCUUACGUAUAAUCACAAGGGCUCUGCGAUGCAGGAUCUAGCCGAAGUGAACAACUUUCCCCCUCAGUCCUGGCAAUGAGGCUUUGGCACCAUUCUUACUAUUGCCCUACCCAAUCAAAGGAACUCUGGGAAGGAGGUUGUGAUCCCUGGCAAGCCCCCCUUCCCACCCUCCCCUCCCAAACUGCACCAUGGGCACGAGUUGCCGAGGAGAGCUACUGAGGAGGAAUUUCCUAAAGUUACUGCUGACCUCAAAGCAUAUCUUGUAAAAGACUAAUCUCCUCCCCUCCUCAGUUGAGGCUGGCUGCUUCAGGAGGCUACUGUGCACUCUUCCUCUUCUUCCCCCUUUUUCCCCCUUUCUUCCCCCAGCCCUCCCACAUUCACAGCCAGAAAGAAUAUUCCCCGGGCCCCUAAGGAAAUAUGCAGCUUGUCUGGAGGAGAAGACUGGAAUUCAUGGCAAGAAAACACUCGCUCUGUCUCUGAAGCAAAUGGUUGCCCCUUCUUUCUGCUGUUGUUUCUCUGUGGGGUGGGUAAAGUGAGGAUAUUUAUUCCUCACUAGCUGGGAUACCAUCUUCAGGCACUUUUUACAUCUGGCAUUCAGGAUGGAAAUCUAUCAAAAGGACAUCAGGGAGCCCUGCCUUUUUCUUUUGGUUCCCCCAAUGUUUGAAAGAGGCAUUAGGUUCCUAGUAGCCUUUUCUGUGCAUUGCUGUAUACACACAGACACACACAUGUAUGUUCGUUAGCUGUAUGAUAACCAAGAGCAGGUCAGGCCUUGAGAGGUUAUUUGUAAACACUGGACAGAUGCAGUAAACAAUUUCUGAUGAGAUUUGGUAUGAAGGUCAUGGUGCUCUAUUUGUGAUAGAAUUUUCCAAGGCUCUUCCAGUUCCCCUGGUUCACUACUCCUUGGCUGUAGUCAUGUAUAAUUAAACAGUUUUCAAAAACUCUUCCCCCGAAGUAUAAGGCAGACAACCUAUAAAGAUACGCUGAGCAGCUAUCAUACCUCUACUUCCCCCAAAAUUUUAACCUUCUUUCCCAGCCAGUGACUUGGCUCUUAAACAUGGUAGACAGGUAAGAAAAAAAGAGGCAGCACCAAGUUGUAAAGAUCAGACUAAUGGACACAGAGCCCCUUUGCCCACAUGAAGAGUGAAUACUAGACUCAUCCUAGAACACAUUGGAGAGUCUUUUUUCCCCAUUACUCCAGACCUCCCUUUUAUUUCCUGAGCCUGGCUUGGACCUUGGCAUUCCGUUUGAAUUCCUUCUUCUAACUGGAACAUUUGUGUUGUAUCUGUAACACUGGCACUGAAAUAAAGACCAUGCAGUUAAAGAAA